This is a messenger RNA of Peromyscus californicus insignis, 2195 nucleotides long. It is a transcript of the gene Usp21, whose product is annotated as ubiquitin specific peptidase 21. The record is from RefSeq and is a predicted model, not a curated record. Gene Ontology annotation, cellular component: cytoplasm. Bases 230 to 1927 code for a protein of 565 amino acids. Gene Ontology annotation, biological process: protein deubiquitination. Lineage: Eukaryota; Metazoa; Chordata; Mammalia; Rodentia; Cricetidae. The transcript is spliced from 13 exons. Gene Ontology annotation, molecular function: cysteine-type deubiquitinase activity.
CGCCUUAAGAGACUGUGAAGCCGGUGGCCGGUGGCCGGGCGGCACCAACAAAGAUGGCGGUGGCCCUUGCGGCGGGAGCAAGCUGGGCAACAGCUGGGGUUAAAGCUGCAGCCCGGCCCGCGGGGAGGCUGUUCGGGGUUAUGAGGGGGUGGCCCUGAGCUGGAGCUGGACCCCGGCUGGCCUCCCCCGCCGCCUCACCGGGGGGCAGGUCCAGCCUGCGGUGUCCACAAUGCCCCAGGCUUCUGAGCACCGGUUGGGCCGGACUCGAGAGCCACCUGUCAGUGUACAGCCCCGAGUGGGAGCCAAGAUACCAUUUCCUCCCCGGGCCCGCAGCAAGGAGCGCCGAAACCCAGUUCCUGGGCCGAACUCCAUGUUACGACCUUUGCCUCCCAGGCCAGGUCCCCCAGAUGAAAGGCUCAAGAAACUGGAGCUGGGUCGGGGUCGGACCUCAAGCUCUCGUCCUAGAGGCCCCCUUCGAGCAGAUCAUGGGGUUCCCUUGCCUGGCUCACCACCUCCAACUGUGGCUCUGCCUCUCCCAUCCCGGACCAACUUAGCCCGUUCCAAGUCUGUGAGCAGUGGGGACUUGCGUCCAAUGGGCAUUGCCUUGGGAGGGCACCGUGGCACUGGCGAGCUAGGGGCUGCACUGAGCCGCUUGGCACUCCGGCCUGAACCACCCACUCUGAGACGUAGCACUUCUCUCCGGCGUCUUGGGGGCUUCCCUGGCCCCCCUACCCUGCUCAGCAUACGGACAGAGCCCCCUACUUCCCAUGGCUCCUUCCACAUGAUAUCUGCCCGGCCCUCUGAGCCUUUCUACUCUGAGGACAAGAUGGCUCAUCACACACUGCUUCUGGGCUCUGGUCAUGUUGGUCUCCGCAAUCUGGGAAAUACAUGUUUCCUGAAUGCUGUGCUACAGUGUUUGAGCAGCACAAGGCCUCUUCGAGACUUUUGUCUUCGAAGGGACUUCCGGCAAGAGGUGCCCGGAGGAGGCCGAGCCCAGGAGCUCACGGAAGCCUUUGCAGAUGUGAUUGGUGCCCUCUGGCACCCUGACUCCUGUGAAGCUGUGAAUCCUACUCGAUUCCGGGCUGUCUUCCAGAAAUACGUUCCCUCCUUCUCUGGAUACAGCCAGCAGGAUGCCCAAGAGUUCCUGAAGCUCCUCAUGGAGCGGUUGCAUCUUGAAAUCAACCGACGAGGCCGCCGGGCACCUCCGAUCCUGGCCAGUGGUCCAGUUCCCUCUCCACCUCGCCGAGGAGGGGCUCUGCAUGAAGAACCUGAAUUAAGUGAUGAUGACCGAGCCAACUUAAUGUGGAAGCGCUACCUGGAGCGAGAAGACAGCAAAAUUGUGGACUUAUUUGUGGGCCAGUUGAAAAGUUGCCUCAAGUGCCAGGCCUGUGGGUAUCGCUCCACGACCUUCGAGGUUUUUUGUGACCUGUCCCUGCCCAUUCCCAAGAAAGGAUUUGCUGGGGGCAAAGUGUCUCUGCGAGAUUGUUUCAGCCUUUUCACCAAGGAAGAAGAGCUAGAGUCAGAAAAUGCUCCAGUGUGUGACCGAUGCCGGCAGAAAACACGAAGUACCAAAAAGUUGACAGUACAAAGAUUCCCCCGAAUCCUCGGCUUAGAUCUGAAUCGAUUUUCCACCUCCCGAGGCUCCAUCAAGAAGAGUUCAGUAGGUGUAGACUUCCCAUUGCAGCGACUGAGCCUAGGGGACUUUGCCAGUGACAAGGCGGGAAGCCCCGUGUACCAGCUCUACGCCCUCUGCAACCACUCCGGGAGUGUCCACUACGGGCACUACACAGCCCUGUGCCGCUGCCAGACUGGUUGGCAUGUCUACAAUGACUCCCGUGUCUCCCCUGUCAGUGAAAAUCAGGUGGCAUCCAGUGAAGGCUACGUGUUGUUCUACCAACUGACGCAGGAGCCACCUCGGUGCCUGUGACACCGUCUUGAAGCCCUGGCACCUGUGAAGACCUUUUCAACACCCUUAAGCCCCCAGGCUCCCCAUUUACCUCAGAGACGUCUAUUUUUGUGUCUUUUUAAUCGGGGAGGGAGGGUGGUUGUAGCUCCCAUUAUUUUUUUUAUUAAGAAGCACUCUUCCACCUUGUUUCCUGCUCCAUGUACAGAGCUCAUCAGGCCCUUGACCAUGUACAGCCCCCAGAACCUCUGCAAUCUCACUUUUUGUGAAUAAAUUUAUUAAGAAAAAGUGA